This is a messenger RNA of Naegleria gruberi, 438 nucleotides long. RefSeq lists its product as uncharacterized. The record is from RefSeq and is a predicted model, not a curated record. Gene Ontology annotation, molecular function: calcium ion binding. The annotation marks the transcript as partial. NCBI's taxonomy places the organism in Eukaryota, Heterolobosea, Eutetramitea, Acrasida, Naegleriidae. The transcript has a single exon.
GAUGUCGUUCUAGGAAAGAUUUUAUUCAGAGCUUUCGAUAAAGAUAACAGUGGUUCAAUUGAUUAUCGUGAAUUCUUAGCAACAAUGGCAAUUCUUUCAAAAGGAACAAUUGAACAAAAAUUGGAAUUUGCAUUUUCAAUGAUUGAUUUGGAUAAUGAUAAGAAAUUGAGUAGAGAGGAAUUGCAGAAAGUUAUCGUAGCUCUCUAUAAGGUUUUACAAUCUUUGGGGUUGAAUAGUAUGCCAGAUCCAAUUGUUUAUGCCAACAAAUUGUUUGAUGAUAUGGAUGAGGAUAAAUGUGGAUAUUUGACUUUGGAGGCGUAUAAGAAGGGGGCUACGAGGAAUUCUAAUGUUUUUCUUGGAAUGGGAUUGUUGGAAAAUUCGGAUAAUGAAACUAUAGGUAGGUUUGAGAUUCAAAUUUUUGAAAUCAAUGUGAAAUAG